Owenia fusiformis is the source of this 2377-nucleotide messenger RNA. NCBI's taxonomy places the organism in Eukaryota, Metazoa, Annelida, Polychaeta, Sabellida, Oweniidae. The record is from the annotation of a GenBank genome assembly.
AGAUUUAUACUGAGUUAGCCGUUUCCCUUUGAGUACGCUGAAGACGCACCCUGGUACCAGACAGCACAAUUCGAACAGUACCUGGCAAAAACCGUUGUUGAUUGAAACAAAUAAACAAGCAAACAAACUGUUUCGCAGAAUUCGCACGCAAACAACCCUGGACUUUACCAACUAUAGAUCGUUCAAGGAUGCCAAUGUGAGGAGCUGAGCGUAUUGGAAUGCAUAAUAAAUUAUUAAAUGCUUUUAUGGAGGAUUGUAAUUGACAAAUACAAAUUAAUUGAAAAUCUGCGAAGUAUCAUUCAGUUGAUGAAUAAGAAUUGAGUAGCGUUAUUUAUAGAAUCAGCCGGGUAAAAGUGAAGGGAGGAUCCAACCAGGGACCGACCAGGUGUUGCCUUUGAUUCUGAACUUGAAUUGUUUGUCUGGCAUCCAAUCUGUUUUAGACAACAGGAUCAAGGAUUUUAAUGCAACACGUUUUGUAAAUGUGUAAAGGUUCCUGAGAUACCUUUGUGACUUCUACAGCUGGCGGAAUACAAGGAACAGAUGAAUAAAAGCAAUAAGAAGUUUGAAAAGAAUUUGUGCAUAUGAUUUUGAAGGUGCUAUGUGCGAAUAUCUUCUAAUGUGAAACAUGAUACAUAGACAAGUCAAUCGAAUGAUACGAUGCUUAAACUGGAAAUAAAUUGCAGAAUGGUUAGUCGAAUUACAUCAAAUUUAGAAGCGGAUUACUACGCAAUAGUUCCCGUAUUUAACUAAAACGACAAAUAAACGGGCCUAGCGUAAAUAUUCCAUUGACAAUUUCUGAUGGAAUAAGGAUCCAUGGAUUAGAGGCAAUCGUAGUAGGGAAUUAUUUGGACUGUUGUUACAAUAUAUUCAUGCUGGGGAUUGCGCUUCUGAUUAAGAAAUCCGCAAUUUACAUCGUUUUUCAAUUUCCCUAAUAUCCUCGGACAAGACGGAGAUAAAACACUUGCGUAGAAGAUUUGAUUAAUGGACUACACAAUUAUGGACGUUUAUCAACUUUAAUUGGUAUUCUGGCCGACAAUGCGAUAGUUUUGUCGGGGCUUUUUAAUAUACAUGCUAUCAUGAUGCUUAGUGUCUCGAUGUCAGCAGGCACUGGCCAGUUUCGCGCUGAUGAUGACACGAGAAACCCCAUACAUCACAACGACAAUAUUUCAAACUUCACUAAGCAAAUUAAUGAUGUCAUUACAGAAUCUGUGGAUCCCACGCAGUCGCUUUUUCUUGAGGAGUUAACUAAUGGCUAUAACAACGUUUCCAAUGGGACCACUUCACCAUUUGACCCAUCUGGAUCACCUGCCUUUUUCUACGAGCUCUAUGUAUACGGAUAUAUCUUUCCUCCUAUAACUAUUCUUACGAUUGUCGUCAAUACGCUCGAGAUGAUCGUUUACUCUCACCCGAGUAUGAGGUCACCGACCAGUUAUCUGUUAGUGGCUAUGGCCUUGGCUGACAUGCUUACUGGUCUCAUCCCCCUUCCCGUGUUUUUCUUUUACUAUACGUUCGGGGGCUAUAGACAUUACAUGAGCGUCUCUGGGUGUUACAUAUAUCAAUACCUCAGGAACAUUUUGCCAACUAUUAUGCAUACUGCUUCAAUAUGGCUUAAUCUAGCUCUGGCGAUACAUAGGUAUAUAGGGGUGAGCCAUUCGAAGGACAUCAGAGGGAUAUAUUGUACAAAACGGGCAGUUUGGACAGGCAUUCUCAUUAUUCACGUAUGCGCAACGUGCGUACAUUUACCACGCUUUUUUGAGGUGACAUUCCAACCAAUUAAAUUCCCAAGUAAAAUUGGAAAUAAUGUUCUAGAGGAGGCAUGUAUUCCGGUCGAGAGUGAUUGGUACGCGUCUGUGGACUUUACCUACUUUAACAUGUAUUUCAUCACAAGGGCGGCAGUAAUUCAAGUUCUUCCCUGUUUGCUGCUGGGGAUCUUCAAUUGUUUAUUAAUGAAGACAGUUGUCAUGGGCAACCGGGCCCGAAAAGGACUUCUCGAAGAUAACGCUAAAUUGGAAGCGAGGCUAUCAAAAGAAUCGAUUAGGACUACGGUUAUGCUUCAAGUGAUUCUAAUUCUUUUUCUUAUAUCGGAGGUCCCCGUUGCUGUUAUUUUGAUCAUCAAAGUAAUCCAGAUGAACACGGGGAUAUUAAUCAUUCAUCCAAACGCUGAAGCGAUAUUGGCCGUAAUGUCGAAUUUAAUUAUUUUGUUGAGCUACCCUAUGAACUUCAUCGUGUAUUGCAGCAUGAGUAGAAAGUUUAAAAAGACGAUGCUAAAAAUCUUUUCACAAGACUGCUGUGAUAAAAAGUCAGUUGUGUGGCUUUAACUAAAUUCAUUCAUUUGUAAAUAUAAAAUAUAUAGAUGCUACAGUAUAUGAUAUUACGG